ACUAUGUUAUUUGUACGCGGAUAUUAGCCUGCGACUAGUGCAAGAUUGAUUGUCCCAUUCGCGCAGAAAUCUGUGCUGGUUCUUUCUAUCACAAUGGCUUCUCCAAGCACAGUGUCCAGUGCCGAUGGUACUGAUAUUCUGCAAGGAAUAAUCAAAGACGACCCCGACAGUUUCUGGAUUUCUUCGAGCAAGACGUCCCUUGCUGAAGGAAUAAUCAAAGAUGACCCAGACAGUUUCUGGACAUCUCCAAGCAAGACGUCAACAUGGCCAAGUGCCGAUGGCAUUGAUGGUCUCCAACAUGACCAAGGAAUAAUCAAAGAUGACCCCGACAAUUUCUGGAGUUCUCCAAGCAAGACGCCCAGUGUUGAUGGCAUUGAUGCUCUCCAACAAGUAAUCAAAGAUGACCCUGACAGUUCCCAGAGUUCUCCUAGCAAGAUGCCCAGUGUCGAUGGCAAUGAUGUUCUCCAAGAAAUAAUCAAAGAUGACCCUGACAGUUCCCGAAGUUGUCCUAGGAAGACGUCCCGUGCUCAUGACCCCCAAGGCCAUGAAGGCAUAUUCCAAGGAGAUGACUCGGACAGUUCCUGGAGUUCGCCAAGCAAGAUAUCCCGUGCUGAUGACAUCCAAGAUGACGCUGACAUGUCUGACAGUACCUGGAGUUCAUUUUCAAGCGAAAGUGGUUCUGAAUAUGAACCCUCCAUUCACUCAAGUCAGAGUGACAUCACUACGGAGAGCGACACGGAGAGUGAAGAUUCUGAUGUGUCGCCACUGCCAAGAAAGAAACGUCCAGCAAAAAUUUUGCCAAAAGGACGACAACUGCCCUCUCGUCAUGGACAGGGCCAUGCGAUCUUGCCACCAGCAGCAACAGCCCAGCCAGCACAAACAAGGGCACCAGAUGGAACCAUUUGGUCCAGUGAUCCAAGCCCCACUGCCAAAAUGGCAAGGCCCAACAUUUUGACCCAGAAAGCUGGCCCCAGAAAUGUUGGUGGAGCAACCACGCCAUUGGAGAUUUUCGAAUUGUUUUUUCCAGCGGCCAUGUUGCAUGUCAUCUUGCAACACACUAAUGCCCAAGGAGUAAUGAAGAGAGGAAGGGAGUGGAAGAAUGUGGCAUUAAUGGAGCUGCAUGCCUUCUUGGGUCUCUUGUUGUACCUCGGACUGACAAAAUCUGGGCGCGAAAGAGUGCGCUCUUUCUGGGGCCAAGGAUUCUUCUGCAGACCACUGUGCUUAGCUACCAUGAGCAGUACACGAUUCCAAGACAUCCUGACCAUGCUCAGAUUCGACAACAAGGCGACUCGGGCCCAGAGAAGAUCCACAGACAAGUUUGCUCCAAUCAGAGAUAUCUUUGAGAUGUUUGCUCGGGCCUGUCGCCAACACUACAGCCCCUCUGAAAGUGUGACCAUUGACGAACAGCUCGUUGCAUUUCGAGGACGGUGUUCUUUUCGGCAGUACAUGCCGAAAAAGCCAGCCAAAUAUGGACUGACCUUUUGGGCAUCAGUCGACAGCACAUCCCACUACCUGCACAACAUUCAGCCCUACACUGGGAAACGAUCCGACCGGGUAGAAUGCCAUCUGGGGGCCCAAGUUGUCAAAGAACUUGCCAAGCCAUUGUUUGGGACAGGUCGGAACAUCACUGCCAACAGUUUUUUCAUCAGCAAUGACUUGGCCAACUACCUGUACACAAAGAACAUGACUCUUGUUGGAACAAUCAAAGGUAAUCGCCGUGAGGUUCCCUUGGAGAUGCGGAAGGGGACCAUACAGAAUCGGGCAACAAAAUCAUCACAGUUUCUGUUCUCUGACACAUCAACACUGGUUUCAUAUGUGCCCAAACCCAGGAAGAACAUCUUGCUACUAUCAUCAAUGCAUCAUGACACAGAAACACACCCCACUUCGAAGAAACCGGACAUCUUAAUAUACUACAAUGCCACCAAGGCUGGCGUACACACACUUGAUCAGAUGUGCUCCGUCUAUAACUGUGCCCGCAUCACUAGACGCUGGCCUAUGGCGGUAUUUUACCACCUUCUGAACUGUGCUGCUAUCAACAGCUUCAUCAUCUAUCUUCAAAUGAACCCCAAUCUUCAAGGUGAACAAAAAACCCGCCACAACUUCAUCCACCAGGUUGUCAGGGCCUUGGUCAACCCACAGGUGAUGAUGCGCCUGGCCCAGCCCCAACGACUGCCAAAGAAUGUGCUGAGAGCCAUGGAAGUCACAGGAUUUGUUGUCCAGUACCCAACCAUGGCACCUGCUAAACCCCACGAGUUGCCGCCACAGAGAAGAUGUGCCUCCUGUCCCCGUGGCCGCAGGAGGAGAACAAGACGUCUGUGCAGUGAAUGCAACAGAUUUUCGUGCGAGGUGCACAGUGUCAGCCAGACGACGGCCAUUGUCACCUGUUUGCAAUGCCAUUCAGCACAUUUAGGGUGACUGUAAAACACAGAUUGUGGCACCAGACCAAGGAAUGGCUAUUGUGCAUCUCUUUAGUGUCCUUACUUUUAAGUUGAGUUUCAAAAGCAUUUGGUUUACAGUUUUAGUGUGUUUACAGUGCAUAUUUCCCAAAGAUUAAGGUUCAUUUUUUCCCUUUUAUAAGGAUUUCACACACAUCCACUAAAAACCGGGGAGAGAGUGAAAAGAUAUAUAAACCAAACUUAACUUUAAUAUACCAAGCGUAUACUUAACUUGCAAAACUAUAUUAAAGUUUGGUAUAAGUUUAAGUACAAGUUUGGUAUAUCAUUUCAAUAUAUCUCUGGUACCAGUUUUAGUGGAUGUGUGUGUGUGUGAAAUCUAUUUUGUAUGCCCCUGACCACAACGCAACUUAGUGAACUGAAGGGUCCAGUUCAACUCCGUCUCUAGUCAACUCGGUCUCAAGUCAAUGCAGUCCUCGGCCAACUCAGUCCCUAGGGGAGAAUGUAUGGUGUGUAGUUGAAAGUAAGUAGUGAUUUGGUUGGUUUAAGCCGCGGCAGACGUGAACACAUUUUUAGACUGAAGUGAGUUUUUUCUUCAAGAAUUCAAUCAUGACCAUUAACUGUAGAAUAUGUAUAAAAAGGCUUCAGACUUUGGACGAGUUGACUUAGGUUUGAAUUGGGACCAAAGUAACCUGAGAGUUGACACAGUUGACCUGAGACCGAGUUGACUCAAGUUAUAUUCCUAGUGAAGUCCACUGAUUUGGUGCAAUGUAAUGUUCCCUUGACUUUCCCCGUGCAUUAGUGCCAAACAACGUUGUAGGAAUGAUGAUUUUAUUCAAUUGAAUACUGGUGUUAAUAACCUCAUCAUAGCUUUUGAACCUAAUAGAAAAAUACAGAAAAUCAGAACAGAAUAUGUUGACCUAGAAUUUCAUCAUACAUGUAACUUUCCAGUACCCCCAGAACUGAUGGACUCCAAGAGCUGUGGGGUUUGACAUCAGACCACACAGUUCUGGGGAUAGGGUUUGAUGUCCACUGAAAGCCAAGUUGACAUGGAAUGAGGCACUUUGUGUAAAAUUUUUUGGGUAAUAAAGCAAGGAGUAACCAUGCUAUAAAUUUGUACUUUUCAGGCAAUCGUCCCACGUGGUCAUGGAAGCUGACAUGUUGUUUGUGUAGUUUGUAUGCCCAACUUACAUACAUGUACAUGUACCAUGCACCCGACUUUUAAUAUUGAAUUCCACUGGUUACCUACAUGUACAUGUAACCCAGUUCCCACUUGGGCAGGAUGAAUUAGGCCCUGAUCCACUUUUAUUGGAAAUUAAAGCAUACAAUUAACGGUUUCUCCCUCAUAUGUUUCGAUUGUGUAGCAGGGAGCACAAGAAAUUGUGGAUUGACAACAGAAAUACCAACACAAAACGAAUGGUUUAUUUCAUACUAGACCUAGCUUUGGCUGCAGCUUGAAAUUAAGCACGACUCAAUUGGAACCGGCCACAGCCACUACCAUAGACUCUCAUGUAAAUUUGAACACCGCCUUAAGUACGUGUAGAUUGUUGCAGGGGUUGGUUCCAUUGUUGUUUCAAUAGUGUUGUGACAUGUACAAUUUUUGUACAUGUUCAGCAGUUCACAGCAACUCAAUACUAUCAUCAUUCACUCACUAAACUGUUACUUGAAAGUUCAGACAGGUGGCGAAAGUUUAUUAUGAGUUGAUGCUGACAUUUGUUCAAUCCAAUUUCAUUUUCAAGAGGACGAGGGAAACCAGUAUAAAAUUGCUGUUUGGUCUCAAGAACAAGGAGAAGUUGUCAGAUGAGGAAGCAACUGACUUAAUGAAAUUCCUAGUUUGUAACACUGUAGCAUUUGUGUUUGGGCACAAGUCAAUGGUGUACUACUUUUUUGCUACAAGUUUCCACCCCUUACUUUUCCAUAUCUAGCUUGUAAUAUGUACUGAGUAGUAUUGAGUUUGUGCAUGUCUGUGCAUGUUACUGGAGUGUUGUUUCAUGGCCACCGUAUAUGCGGCCAGCUGGGAAACGGGUAUGGCAUACCAAAUGUUUCAAUAUUCAAUUUGUCACAUGUGUAUGUUCACAAUAUGUGUUCAAUAUGCGAUGUUCACAAUGUGUUUAUAAUGUUGUGCAACAUUAAUAUGCAAUGGCCAAUUUACAUUUGUGAGAUAUUCAAGAGGUGCUGCAUUCUGCAUUCAACAUGUUCAACAUCUAACAUAUACAAAUGCAGUGUUCAAUAUUUUGUUCAAUAUUUAAUGUUUGACAUUUUAUACGUGUGAUCUUGAAAUAUAUUUGUUUGAUGUUUUCGCAUAUAUGCUCGAUGUUCAGGAUACGCCAGAGACGGCUACCCACAGGAUGUAUGCCGUUAGAAAUAUGUUUUCAAAAGUACAACCAAAUCUGGUGUUAAAAUGAAAAUCCCAUUAUCCUACUGGGAUGUCAACUAACAAGUACAUGUAUGCCUGUAUAUGAUCAACAACUUAAUACUGUCAUUCACUGUUGGAAGUGAUAACAGAUUGCCACAGUGGCUACCAGCUUUAUCAGAAAACAAAAUUAGUUUCAAUGUCACUUUUCAUCUGACUGAAAAAGUUACAAACUUGGACUCAUUUAGUAUGCACAUCAUACAAACAGUAUUUACAAUUUUUUUGUAACCGUGUUGAGUCACAAAUCAUAAUCAGGGUAUUGUUAUUAUUCAUAGAGUCUACUUAUUUUCUUUUCCACAUUUUGGAAUUUUUAGAAGAAAAUGGCUACAGUGGGAUGACAGUUGACAGCCCCUGUUCAACUGUUUCUAUUACUCAUACUUUGUUUCAAAAUACCAAAACCUUUACUGGAAUUACAUGUACAUUAAAUUAAUAGGCUCCAGAAUGUUCGGCAUGAAGACAAAAUAGAAGGAAAAAUAUUUUGUUAUCAGAUCUAUUACAUUUUUUAAUUCUGUGAAGAUGGUGCAGCUAAGGUAGUCAGGGAUGAUGCCACAUGAAAUUAACAGAAACCCCUUUCCAGAGACUACAAUGCUUGUUUGAACGAAGUCAGAAGUCGGUUACAAGUAGGCCAAUUUUUCACUUCCUGAUUGAGACGUGAACAUUCAAAUCAAAUGAAGUAUUUUAGUGCUUUAAAUAUUAAUUUGGAAGAUGGACAUUCUGAGGUGAUUCGUACACAUAACUUUCAGUGUACAAGUGGAACUUAAGAGCUUUUUAUUUUAAGAUGUUUCAUGGGGCUAUUGCCUUUAAUAAUUCUCUUUUUAAAAUUGGAAGGAAAGAUUUUCCCAACUGUGCUUUUUGUGAUAAAUGUCCCAAAACUUCUAUUUGUAUUUUUUAUGAGUGUGGUCACGUUUCACCCAUCUUGUCAGAGUUCAUAUAUUUUAACAAUCAAAAUAUCAAAGACUCCAUAUGGAAAUUUGAAUUCAUUUUUGGCAUUCCCCAUAAUAAUUUUUGAAUUAUGUUUUUCUUUGUACUAAGUUUUAUUUAUAAAGAUGUAAAUUCCAGACUCAAAUUUCGUGCUUUUGGGGGUUAAGAUUUUUUUACAAAAUUAGUAUGAUAUAGAAUAUAAGAUUGCUUUGAAAAAUCAAACCAUUAGUCUCCAUUACAAAAAAUUGAAAUUUUAAUUCUGUAGACCCUAUGCAAUCAUUUCAAAUGUACAUUUGUAGUGACCAUUUUUUCUACAUCUCUUCAUGGCCCCCUCUUUUUCUGAAAGAUUUUUUCUGUGAUACUUUCUAAUUAUCUCCUUUUUUCCAGUUUCCAUAAUUUUGUAUGAUUUGUGCUUGUACUUUCUAAUUUAUGUUUGUUUUGUGUUUUUUUAAUCAAUAAAACAGAGAAAAAAUAUUUUAAAAAUGCACGAGUCAGUGAUUUCUGUUGCUUUGUCUUGGAAGCUAUCCCUGCUGGGUGUCUUAAAAGGAAACCUGCUUUCAUUUGUUUCUUAGAUGUGAUUCAUUAUUUGUUAAAAUUGUUGUCUGUUACAUACCGAUGUCCAAAUAUUUUGUUAUGAACUUAUGACACCAAUAAAUCCACAUUUCCGUCACAGAUGACCUAUAGCACAUACACAAAAUGGUUUAAUGCUCUAAGGUCAAAUAGGGCUUUGCACUAGAUGCACCAUAGGUUUCUACAGUGUGUUGCAUGUCCAAAAAGG
Molecule: messenger RNA, 6505 nt
Organism: Acanthaster planci (crown-of-thorns starfish)
Lineage: Eukaryota; Metazoa; Echinodermata; Asteroidea; Valvatida; Acanthasteridae
Product: piggyBac transposable element-derived protein 4-like
Source: RefSeq, a predicted model, not a curated record